Eucalyptus grandis is the source of this 1649-nucleotide messenger RNA. RefSeq names its product putative dihydroflavonol 4-reductase. Lineage: Eukaryota; Viridiplantae; Streptophyta; Magnoliopsida; Myrtales; Myrtaceae. The record is from RefSeq and is a predicted model, not a curated record. The transcript is spliced from 5 exons. Bases 161 to 1180 code for a protein of 339 amino acids.
UGGAGAAGACAUGGAGCAAAAUGCGUAGAAAAGAAUGGAGAUUAUUUUAAUGGAAUGGAGGCGUGGAAGCGGAUGGACUGGAGGAGGAGACGGCAGUUUCUGAAGUCACCGUUGGCCCCUUAGGAGCAAGCAUUGACUUCGGGAGUGCGAGACGUAAAGGAUGAAGAUCCUGUUGACCGGCGCCACCGGUUUCCUCGGCGGGAAGCUGUGCGCCGCUCUCCUGGCCGACGGCCACUCCGUCCGCGCCCUCGUGCGCCCCACCAGCGACCUCUCCUCCCUCCCCCGCCCCGCCGCCCACGGCGGCGGCGCCCUCGACCUCGCGUACGGCGACGUCACCGACGCCCGCUCCGUCCUCGACGCCGCCGCCGGCUGCCACGCCAUCUUCCACGCCGCCGCCGUCGUCGAGCCCUGGCUCCCCGAUCCUUCCAAGUUCAUCUCGGUCAACGUGGGAGGCUUGAAGAACGUGCUGCAAGCGGCGAGAGAGACGAAGUCCGUCGAGAAGAUCGUGUACACGUCGUCGUUCUUCGCGCUCGGACCGACGGACGGGCACGUCGCCGACGAGAGUCAGGUCCAUCACGAGCAGUUCUUCUGUACGGAGUACGAGAAAUCGAAGCUCGCCGCAGAUCAUGUCGCCCGGCGAGCGGCAUCUGAGGGGUUGCCAAUAGUGAUGGUUUAUCCAGGAGUCAUUUACGGCCCCGGCAAGGUCACGACUGGCAAUAUCGUUGCACAAAUGUUGAUUGAACGCUUCAGUGGGAGGCUCCCUGGUUACAUGGGUUAUGGUAGUGAUAAGUUUUCUUUUAGUCAUGUCGAAGAUGUUGUGCAAGGGCACAUUGCAGCAAUGCACCGAGGUCAACCUGGUGAAAGAUAUCUACUCACAGGAGAAAACGCUUCAUUCAUGCAUGUUUUUGACAUGGCUGCCGUUAUAACUGGAACGAAGAGGCCAAGUUUUCAUAUCCCGUUAUUGAUGGUUGACAUGUAUGGAUGGGUGUCAGUUUUCUUCUCCAGGAUUACAGGAAAGCUUCCACUUGUUAGCCCUCCGACUGUUCAAGUGUUAAGACAUCAGUGGGCAUAUUCUUGCGACAAGGCCAAAGUUGAGCUUGAUUAUAAGCCCAGAAGCCUGAGAGAAGGGCUUGAAGAGAUGAUUCCUUGGUUGAAGAACUUGGGUCAAAUAAAAUACUGAAAAACACGGGACUUUCGUGAAUAGAAUAAUGAAGCUGCUCUCCAUUGUUGUGGCUGGUUGAGAUGACAGAUACUUGAAGGCUUCUUAUGCAGCCUUCCUGAGUCUACCAUAAUCUUCCUGGUCCAUGUCUUUGCAAGAAAGAGAUGUUUCAUGGAUAGCGAAACUCAGUCUUAAGAAAUACAUCAUGUCCCGGUUAACAGCCACUGAGGUUGAGGUGGGAAAAGAUGGUUCAUUGGCAUGUUAUUCUUGUGAUCUCAUAGCUGAGCCACUGGGGUUCACGCUUCAUGCGGAGGAUGUGCAUUUUCCAGCAGCAAGAAGAUGCUUUUCGUAUCAUGUAAGGCUGUGUUUUAGUAUUCUGAUGAUAUGAGACAAUCUUGGACUCUGAUUUCAUCGUAAAGAAUGCUUGUUGUUUAGUUGGAACCAAUGAACUUAGUAUGAGAUGAGAUAGCUACCAUGAGUUCUGUUGAUC